AUACAACCUCCCUUCCAUUGCAUUCCAUAUGCCUACUUCAGAACACGUGGAAGCAGCAAAAGGAUUUUGGCAGAGGGGUAAUUAGACCGGCCUGCUAACAUGUGGCAACAUUUUUCUGGAAGAUGAAAUGAUGUGUCACAUUUUGUGCAGCUGGACGCAAAUUAUCAAGGAUAUUAUCAAUGACAUUGGUAAUGUCGGGACUAUUCAAUUUGAAUUGACAAGCUGUACUGAAGACUCUUGGAAUAUGGAACCUAUAUUACGGUCUUGGAUAUUAUAUUUUUAUUGAUGAUAUACAUCAGCUGGUAGUUACAUUGUAUGCCUAUGCUGAUGCACUUGGUGUUAAUGGGUUAUUGGAUACAUUGACAGAUGUUAGACUAGUUGAUCAGAUUCCUAUCGUCAGAGGAGGAAAGAGAAGACUAUAUUUUUAGGAUAUAUGUAGGAAUUAUCAACUUUCAGUAUGGCUGUGUCUGGAAAUGUAUGGAACUUUUCCAGUACAAGUCUUAUGAAACCCAAGGAAAGCCCGGCACCCGUCGUCGUCGUUGCUGCGUCUGUACCAGGGAAUGCUGCUGCAGCUCCGUCCGUUGUGAAGGCUGCUUCCAAGGGCAAGAACAGUGUGGCGAGUGACUUCAAUGACUUGAACAGCUGGCCUUCUCUAGGUGCUGCAAAAAAAGAUGGAUCCGACCCCCAAUCUCCCAGACGCAAGAAGGAAACCAUCCCUUCCGGAUCCAAGACCCCUCCUGCCACCUCAACCACGCCCCCACUGGUGGCCGAGCAGGUAGAGGCUGCCCCUACGCCCAACACUUCCGCUACCAUCCCUACAGCUACUGCUACCUCGCCUAGGUCACCUAAGCCUGCCACAGAGGACCAGGCUCCACCACCAGCUCCUCCUGCAGUUCCAGCAGCUACACCUGCAGCUGCUCCGGAGGUCACCAAGGAGGUCACGUCUCCCAGAGUCAAGGCCCACCGGUCGACAGCGUCAUCCUCAGAGAAGGACAAGCAGAUGGAGGAUGGAAAGGCUGAUGGACAGAAAGGAAACAAGAAAAAUCGUGGUAAAGCAGACAAGAAACAAAAGUGGAUCCCCCUUCCGCUGGACCCAGAGCCUCGAAACAAGGGAGGCCGAGAUCGGGACCGUGACAGGGGACGCAACGCCUCAGGAGGCGGGAGAGUGAGGGAUAGCCGGCCGGCGCGAGACAGCGAACGUGAGAUGAACUGGCGUGAUGUGCCACGCAGCACUGGUUCUGAGCCAGCUAAGAGGCCGGAGCGUCCUCGUGGAGAUGGUAGGAACAGCAGAGAAACGUUGACGAAGGGUAAGGGUAAUACCAUUUCAUCUAGCCAUUAAAAGGAUGGAAAUUAU
Messenger RNA from Strongylocentrotus purpuratus (purple sea urchin), 1354 nucleotides. RefSeq names its product translation initiation factor IF-2-like. The coding region runs from base 458 to 1339 and encodes 293 amino acids. Lineage: Eukaryota; Metazoa; Echinodermata; Echinoidea; Camarodonta; Strongylocentrotidae. The record is from RefSeq and is a predicted model, not a curated record. The transcript has 5 exons.